Nerophis lumbriciformis (worm pipefish) is the source of this 1434-nucleotide messenger RNA. The record is from RefSeq and is a predicted model, not a curated record. NCBI's taxonomy places the organism in Eukaryota, Metazoa, Chordata, Actinopteri, Syngnathiformes, Syngnathidae.
AUGAAGCUGCGAGUUCGCGUCUGCAAGCAGACCAGCAAAGUGGACGCGCUCGGUCCCGAGUCCACUGUCGGGGAACUCAUGGAGCACAUACGUCACGUCCUGCUGCCCGGACACGGACUGGGGCCGGACGUGACCUUCGCCCUCUCUCUCGACGGCGCCGAGCUCCUCGCCGACACGGGUCAGAAGUUGUCGUCGUGCGGCGUCGUCCCGGGAGAUCUCGUCCGCGUCCUCCUCCCCGCCGCCGACGGAGGGCCCGACGCCGGAAGCCGCGCCGUGCCCGCCGACCGCGCGCGCCCCGGGGACGACCGGACCGGCGCCCGAACCGCCCCCGUCAUGACCCCCAGCCAGCCCCGCGGCGGCGCCCCCGCGGAGCCAGAGACGCUCGGCCGGGAGCCGACGCUGUGCGGCGAGGCCGGCGAAGGUCAGGCGCCGCGCUCGCUGGAGCUGCUGUACCGCGCCGCCGACCCGACCUGCCCCGCCGACGCCGUCGUGGUGGCCGCCCACCUCCUCAUGCUGGAGACGGGAUUCGCGCCGCAGAGCCACGAGGCCGAGCCGGCCGAGAUGCCGCCCGGGUGGCGCUCGUCCGGCGGCGCUUACAGACUUCAGUACACGCACGCGCUGUGCGAAAGGGCCACGGUCACAGUGGUGGCGGUGCCCAUGAGCCCCGUGCUGGUCAUCCAAGCCAUCCUGCAGCUGGCCGACAGCGCCAGCAUGGCGGCCAAAGUUUGCGUGGACCCCGCCGGCUACGUGACGGAGGCGUGGCCAGGAACCAGCGCGGCGGCCGCCUACACCGGUCUGAGUCGGCUGUCGCGAGUCUUCAAGGACCAGCUGGUCUACCCGCUGAUUGCCGCCACGAGGGAAGCGUUGCGUCUCCCGGCGGCGUUCGGCCUGUCGGCGUUGCCUCCGGAGUUGCUCCUCCUCGUGUUGCGGCUGCUGGACGUGGUGUCGGUGGUGCGCCUGUCGGCCGUGUGCCGACACCUGAACGCCGCCGCCGCCGACGCCGCGCUCUGGAGACAUCUGGUGCGACGCGACUUCAGCGAUCACAAAUGGCAGGGAGAGACCAACUGGAAAGAGGUCAGCCUUCUCGCUCGUGCGUUCCGACGGCCGUCGCGGAGGCCGCUUUUAACGCCCCCGUCGCGUGUCUGCGCGCAGCUGUACAAAAGUUUCUACAAGUUCCGGCACAAGCGAGGCUGCGCGGAGCGGCCGUGCUCCCUCCCCCCUUUCAUCCAUCGCCCCGUCUUCGGCCCCGCUCCCUACCCGCCCGUCCCCGGCAUCCUCGGCGGAGGCUACGACCGACGACCGCCGGCUUUACCCGCGCCCCGCUACGACCCCGUGGGCCCGCUGACGCACGGCGAGCGGCGGCGGCGCAGCGACCCCCGACCCCCAGCCGGGGGGGGCGCUCGGCCGGGGGACGUCCGUAGAGGCUUCAUCUGA